AUGGGUCCACAACAAACAAGCAGCUUCGGCCAAUCUUCGAUCGUAAGUAUCCUGGUCGGACAAGACAAGUCGAAAUUCAGCGUCCACAAAGAUGUACUGGUGAAAGCAUCCCCGUUCUUUGCGAAGUGUUUGGCGUCGAACAUGAGGGAAGCUACAACAGGCGUGAUCGAGCUGCCAGAGGAUGACUGCGCCACUUUCGGUGCCUUUGUUCACUACAUGUACAAAGACGAAAUCUUGACAAGUUGUUCAGGAUAUGACUUUGCAUCUCUUUCUAUCAAGUCGUGGGUCCUCGCGGAAAAAUUCUGCAUGCCCAGAUGGCAAAACCUAUUGAUCGAUGCCUUGGCUCAAUACUGGGAACAAGAAGUGGUCCAGCAUGAGGAGGUUAUCUUGACCACCGGAAUUACCAGCGACGACCAUAAACUUCGAAAAAAUGGUCUAUGA
Molecule: messenger RNA, 441 nt
Organism: Exophiala xenobiotica
Lineage: Eukaryota; Fungi; Ascomycota; Eurotiomycetes; Chaetothyriales; Herpotrichiellaceae
Exons: 2
Coding region: 1-441 (146 amino acids)
Molecular function (GO): protein binding
Source: RefSeq, a predicted model, not a curated record